Agelaius phoeniceus (red-winged blackbird) is the source of this 2173-nucleotide messenger RNA. NCBI's taxonomy places the organism in Eukaryota, Metazoa, Chordata, Aves, Passeriformes, Icteridae. The record is from RefSeq and is a predicted model, not a curated record.
AUGGCGGUGGCUGAGGCACAGCUGUACUCAAAGGUGUCCAACAAGCCCCGGGGCAGGGGCACCUCUGCCCUCCUGGAGCCUCUCCUGGCCAAAGGAUUCCCGGCUCAUCUCGCGCAAAAAGCUUUGGUUGCUACUGGACAAAAGACAGUAGAAGAUGCAGUAAAAUGGCUGCAUUCCCACUGCAAUGACCCCUCCCUGGAUGACCCAAUCCCCCAGGAAUAUGCCCUGUACUUGUGCCCCCGGGGCCGCCUGCACAGCCGCCUGCAGGACUUCUGGAGGGAGAGCAAGCGCCAGUGCGGCAAGAACAGGGCCCACGAGGUCUUCCCACACAUCACCCUCUGCGACUUCUUCACGUGUGAAGACCAGAAAGUGGAAUUAUUGUAUGACGUCUUAAAGAAAGUGGGUGACAGCUUUUCCCAGAUCUUUCCACCAUCCAUUUUCCUAACACUACAUGCAUCUCCCAGCUACCUUGGCUUCUUCAUUGAUGACAGCCAGGCAAAUGUCCUCAAAGACUUUGCUGUGGCAUUCUCAACAGAGGCUUCAGCCCUGGCAGACUGCCACGUGAAGCCCUCCUUGAAGCAGUUCCACCUCACCUUGGCUCACAGGUUUUAUCCUCACCACCUGAAGACUUUGGAGCAACUGGCCAAAUGCAUUAACCCAGGGGAGCCCUGCCAGUGGGUGGCUGCUCUCUAUUCACGGGACAUGCGUUUUGUGCAUUACCAGAGGCUCAGGGCCCUCUUCCAGUACAAGCCCCAGAACAUUGAUGAGCUGAUGAUCAACGCUGGGGACUUGAUCUACGUGGAUCCCAGGCAGCAGAGCGAGGCCGGCGAGGGCUGGGUGAUCGGCACCUCGCACCGCACCGGCUGCAGGGGCUUCCUGCCCGAGAACUACACCGAGAGAGCCCUCGAGUCAGACACCUGGGUCAAGCACAGGGAAUAUGUUUUUGACACAGCUUCAAGAUCCUUCACCAAAACAGAAAAGCAACCCAAUGUAAAGCCAAAUGGGGAAGCCCAUAAUCUCAGUAUGUCAAGGAGUGUAACCAAUGUUGUUUCUCUUCAGAACGCUGCCCUGAGGAGAGGGGUGCUGGUGAUGAGCCAUGGGGAAAGAGUGGAUCAGGUCUUUGGCAAGUCUUGGCUUCAGCAGUGCUUGACUGCAGAUGGGAAAUACUACAGAGCAGAUCUGAACUUUCCCUCCUCCCUGCCAAGGCAGAAAGACAGCAUGAAGCAGUUUGAAUGUGAUCCUCCUUUAUCUUGCUGUGGUAUUUUCCAGUCAAGGCUUAUAGGGGAAGCUCUGCUGGACCAGGAGGUGACAGUCAGCUACGUGUACUCGUCCCCUGCCCUGCGCUGCGUGCAGACAGCUCAGCAUGUACUGCAGGGGCUUAAAUUAAAUCAAAAAGUCAGAAUCAGGGUGGAACCAGGACUGUUUGAAUGGACCAAGUGGGAAGCAAGCAGAGCAAUCCCUAAAUUCAUGACUGUGGCAGAACUGGUGGAGGCAUCUUACGACAUAGACACCAGUUACAGGGGUAACUUCCCACUCUCCUCUCUGGUGCCAUCAGAAAGUUAUGAAGACUAUGUCAGCAGGAGCUCUGCGGUUAUCAAACACAUCAUCAGUGCCUGCCCCUGCAAAGGUGUCAUCCUCAUCGUGGGCCACGGCUCCUCCUUGGCAUCUCUCACCCGGGCACUCACAGGGCUCCCCAGCAGAGACAGCAGAGACUUUGCCCAGAUGGUGCAGAAGAUCCCUGCCCUGGGCAUGUGCUUCUGUGAAGAACAGAAAGAGGAGAACAAAUGGCAGAUGGUCAACCCACCAGUGAAGACAUUAACUCAUGGAGCAAAUGCAGCAUUUAACUGGAGAAAUACUAUCAUGGAAGAUUAAAAGGCCAUCUCUGCCUUUGCAGUUGUCAAAAAGGAGCCAAAGGCAGAUUAUGGUUCAUCACAGUCCAGUGAUUCAUCCAGAAGACACACAGAGGGUGGGAAAUGCCCUCUCUGAGCUGUCAAAGCACAGAAAAACACUUCUGAGUUUGGUGCUCGGAUUUUGUUUUUAUUUUGGUGACUGAGAAGAAUGAACUUGAGAGGUGGGGCUCAACUGAGAAAUAAGACUUUUGAUGGUGGUGAGAAAAGCACCUUUUAACCUUUCCUGAGCAUAAAAAUGUUUAAUAAAUAUGGAUAUAUAACUA